Messenger RNA from Candida albicans SC5314, 1761 nucleotides. RefSeq names its product cyclin-dependent serine/threonine protein kinase. The coding region runs from base 1 to 1761 and encodes 586 amino acids. The record is from RefSeq and is a predicted model, not a curated record. Lineage: Eukaryota; Fungi; Ascomycota; Pichiomycetes; Serinales; Debaryomycetaceae. Gene Ontology annotation, molecular function: ATP binding; cyclin-dependent protein serine/threonine kinase activity; RNA polymerase II CTD heptapeptide repeat kinase activity. Gene Ontology annotation, biological process: positive regulation of transcription elongation by RNA polymerase II; transcription elongation by RNA polymerase II; protein phosphorylation. Gene Ontology annotation, cellular component: cyclin/CDK positive transcription elongation factor complex; nucleus. The transcript has a single exon.
AUGUCAGAUAGAUAUAGACCAAGAGGCCCUAGAAACCCACAACGUGGUGGUUAUCAAAGUCGAUCAUCUUAUAUACCUCAACGUCGAGACAAUCGUAAUAGAGAUAGUUACAUUCCUUCUGGCCCAAAAAGGCUGGCAGAGAGGGAUAACUAUCGACCUGACAAUGACCGAUACCAACAACAAGAGAAUAGACCUGCAUCAUCAAUACCACAUAGAGAAUCACCAUCAUCGUUAUCUGGUGCAACGGCUCUGCAUCCAUCACCCAAAGGGCCAAGAGAUUCUUAUGCAUCUGGAAUGAAAAGACCGUUGCCUUCGGGACCAGCAAGCUUCCGGAAAAGACGUGAUUUCAAUUCUAACUCCAACAGAAUACCAAUUCCAAAGGGACCAAGACAGGGAUUUAAUGAGAUGGAUGGUGGAAAUGGAAAUGGCAAUGGCAACGUUGAUAAUUAUAGAAGGGCAAGACAACCAGAGAAACAGAAAUUAUCCCUUGAACAAAUUUAUUGUAUCAAGACGACAAAUCGUCCCAAUAUAUAUCAAAGAGUUCUGCAAGUUGGUGAAGGAACAUAUGGGAAAGUAUAUAAAGCUCAACAUAAAUUAACUGGAGAAUAUGUGGCCAUGAAAAAAUUACGAUUAGAAUCAGAAAAGGAAGGAUUCCCCAUUACGGCAAUUCGAGAAAUUAAAUUAUUACAAUCAUUUGACCAUGCUAAUAUUGUUGGAUUAUUAGAAAUGAUGGUUGAAUAUAAUCAAAUAUAUAUGGUUUUCGAUUAUUUGGAUCAUGAUUUAACCGGGUUAUUAACUCAUCCAGAUUUACAAUUACAAGAAUGUCAUCGAAAAUUUAUUUUCAAACAAUUGAUGGAAGGAUUAAAUUAUUUACAUAAAAAAAGAAUAAUUCAUCGUGAUAUUAAAGGAUCAAAUAUAUUAUUAGAUAAUAUUGGACGAUUGAAAAUUGCUGAUUUUGGUCUUGCUCGUACAAUGAAAAUAGUGGGUGCUAAUGAAAAACCAGAUUAUACCAAUCGAGUAAUCACCAUAUGGUAUCGACCACCAGAAUUAUUAUUAGGGGCCACAGAUUAUGGACGAGAAGUAGAUGUAUGGGGUGUUGGUUGUUUAUUGAUUGAAUUAUAUUGUAAAAUGGCAGCAUUUAGAGGUAUGGAUGAAGUUAGUCAAUUAUGUCGAAUUUUUAAUAUUAUGGGGACUCCAACUUUACAAAAUUGGCCCGAAAUUGAUCAAUUACCAUGGUUUGAAAUGUUGAAACCGAAAAUUAACGUCAAGAGUAAAUUUGCUCAAAAAUAUAGUGAAUCAAUGUCAGUACCAGCAUUCAAAUUAGCUGAACAAUUAUUACAAUUAAAUCCUAAAUUAAGACCUACAGCUGAAGAAGCAUUAAAUCAUGAAUAUUUCCAACAAGAUCCUCAACCAAAACCAUUAUAUUUUUUGAAAGAUAUACAAGGAGAAUGGCAUGAAUUUGAAACUAAAAAAAGAAGACGUGCAGAAAGGAAAAGAAUAAAAGAAGAAGAAGAUGCUCAAUUGGCUGCUAGUAAAAAAGCUGCUGCUGCUCCUGCUGUUGCUUCUGCUCCUGCUGAGGCAAGUGCAGUAAAUUCCAUAAAGGAAGAAGUGGAUUCUGUUGAUGCCAUAACGUAUUCUGAAAAAUUAGUGAAUGGAGAUGACAAUAAGAAUAGGUCAAGUGAAAUUGAUCUGAAAAUUGUUGAUAGUGUUGAAGAGCAUAAUAAAAUGGAAGAGAAAAGUCUUGAUACUAAAACAACCUAG